Opisthorchis viverrini is the source of this 1505-nucleotide messenger RNA. RefSeq lists its product as hypothetical. Lineage: Eukaryota; Metazoa; Platyhelminthes; Trematoda; Opisthorchiida; Opisthorchiidae. The annotation marks the transcript as partial. The transcript has 2 exons. The record is from RefSeq and is a predicted model, not a curated record.
AUGCACAAAUCCGAAGCUCAGCUAUUGUCCCAACAGUUCAGAUGCACGAAAAAUUCGGUCAACCAACUCGGAUCUGCCACACACUCCCGUUCAGCAAAAGUUCAAUCCCAGUGUCUGUGAUAGUAGGAGUCCGACAGAGGAACGCAUGAUCAAUAGUCUGGACUACUCAAACUCAAACACAAGCACACCCAAACCGCUUUAUCAAUCUGGGUCAUUGUGCGAUUCAAGGCCACAUUUUGGCAGCCAUAGCUCGCUCGAUGACUCGGUAAACCAUACACCCAAUCAGAGGGUAGUUCCGAUAUAUCAAUUCGAAAACGGCGCGGUUUUUACCUAUGAACAAUUGGUUGCCGCCGGGUUUGGGGAGUGGGGCAUGCAACUGUGGGAAUGCGGCAUGCAGCUACGGACGCUGAUUCAGAACGACUGGAGUGCAGUCGCCGGAAUAGCAGCCUUAAUCUUGGUGAACUACAAAUCUGUGAACUGUCAUUCUCCUCUGGCCAAACCCAGUGACGUGUAUGCCCUUCACCACCGAUUCGUUGAGAUGCUAAAAAGUCAUUGUUGCGCCACCGUCUACUCAUCACAAGUCAACUCACCUGCAAACACAUUAAACUAUGCCUCCAGAAAAUCAUUUCGCACGGACAAUCAGACCGGUGCCACGCACAACAACCGGAACGGCGCCGGCGCGGGUUUGUCCACUCCACGAGUGGAUUCGACUUAUUUCUCCAAGGUCUUUCAACAAAAAGAUGAAAUACGAUCCAUGACAAGAGCAUGCCUAUUGUCCCCAAUGACACGACUGUUGGAAACCGAGAGUUUGAUUAGUCCUUGGCUUCAAGAGCUUGUGGAUCUAACACUGACUACUGAAUGAUCGUAACAAGUCAGGGGAUGCAGUGUUCAAAACAAUGCAGAUCGAUUCUCAUGUUACCCCCAUAUUGACUUAUGAUUUACCGUGUAUGAAGCUUUCUGUGUUACUGUUCUCGUCUGAAGGAAGCUAUCAUAAUUCUGUGUUGCUGUACAUAGAAUCGCGUCGGUAUGAUGUUUUUUCUUCUUCAACCUAGCAGGGACAACAAAUCUCACAAACUCGAUUUAUAGAAAUCACUCAACUCAAGCCUUCAGUAUUUCCCCGACGCUGAUAUGUCGUGUCCUUUUAUCUUUGAAUAUCAUACGCAUUAACAUCUUCCGUUUUUUGCAAACGAAAUGUAUUAUUUAUGAGCUACCAACAACAAUGUUACUGCUAUUUCCAACGGUAUCAAUCAAUAAAUCGAUGGGGCCCAAAUUGCGCCGUGACACUACCAUUUUUGAUACGUCUUUUGCCGGAGUUUCCAUGUUUUCGUGAAAAUGCCGUUCUCUGUUGUGAUUUCCAUGUGAUUGUUAAUAUAAACUGGACUGACUUGCUGCUACUCAAUGUCUUAUGGUUACGUACGGGGGAACCGCGAUGAAAAUCUUCGAGCCACUGGCAACGGGGCCGGAUGAAAACAAUCACUCCGGGACUAUGUUCAGCGGGGAAAUGG